AUCUAUCCUCACAACCUUUAAUUCACAACAAACGCAUAGUAAUAAUUAUUCUCGGGUCGGCCUUAUAUUUCACUCUAAUAUAUAUAUAUAUAUAUAUAUAUUCCACGCUGUCAAAUAUACAACCAUCACCGUGACCCCUCGCCAAAUCCACCAACAGAACAAGCAGCCAACCAAAUUAAUUGGGACUACUACUAGCGUAGUACCAGAAACCCAACCAAGCCCCAGCCAAACAACCAUCAAACCCCGAAGAAGAUAUAAAGAAAGAAGAACGAUCUUGAAGAAAGAAUAAAAUGAAAUACCCCUGGCUCCGCCCCCUCAAAGCAAAAGCCCUGCAACAAAUAGCCCAAAGAACGGGGAUUCAGAGCUCAGGCACCAAGGCGGUAUUGGUGGAGAGGUUAGAGGGGGAACUUGCCCCGUUGAUCAUACCUCUUCGUACUCAGUAUGAUGCUGAGAAUGAUGGUGCUCCGAAGAAGCACACUAAGAAGAGGAGUGAUAAUAAUGAUGGAAUAAGACUCCUAAGCAUUGAUAUGGGGAUUCGCAAUUUGGCGUUCGCUGUGUUGCAUGCUCCUUUAUUAUCUUCUUUCUCUUCAUCAUCAACUGUCUCAUCCGAGACAGGUACACCCAAAGACAAAUCUAAGUGCAAAGAGGAAAAUAAUACCAUUACCCUCACCGCAUGGAAACGCCUCUCCAUUCCUGAUCUGUGCCAUGCACAACACCCCCAGCACCAUGAUCAGGAAGGACCCGCAUCACUCAUCCUCCCCACCACACCCAAACCCAAAUCAAAAUCAAAAGAAACAAAAGCAAAGGCAAAAGAAGACUUCUCCCCCAGUCUCUACGCCCGCCACGCAUACACCCUCAUCACGACCCUCCUGUCUACAUAUAACCCCACCCACAUUCUAAUUGAAAGACAGCGGUUCCGUACGGGAGGCGGGUCUGCGGUCCAGGAGUGGACCAUAAGGGUUGGUGUGCUGGAGGGGAUGUUGUAUGCGGUUCUUGAGACGGUUAAUUCUUCUGGACUUUUUUCUUCUUCGGGUGGGAAGGUGCAGGUGUAUCCGGUUGAGCCGGGGAGGGUGAGUCGGUUUUGGGGGGAGGGGGAGGAAGCGGGGGAUAUUGGGGAUGGUGAGGUGGUGAAGAAGACGAAGAAGAGGAAGAAUGUGAGGGAUGUAAAGAAGAUGAAGAUUGGGUUGGUGAGGGGGUGGUUAUCGUCGCUGAGUUCUGAUUCUGCUACUGCUGUUGGGGAUGGGGCUGGGGAUGAGGGUAGGAGGGUAAUGAUAGGUGAUGAUGAGGUGAGGAAAUUGGCGAAAUCGUUCCUGGAGAAGUGUGAAGGGAAACGGCGGAUAAAGAAGGCAGAUGGGGAGGAUGGGGAGGAUAGUAUGGAUAUUGGCAAGUUGGAUGAUUUGGCGGAUUGUCUUGUACAGGGGGUUACUUGGUUGGAGUGGCAGAGGAUGAGGGAGAAGAUUGUUAGGGAUGGGGGGAUUAACUUAUGA
Molecule: messenger RNA, 1487 nt
Organism: Aspergillus neoniger CBS 115656
Lineage: Eukaryota; Fungi; Ascomycota; Eurotiomycetes; Eurotiales; Aspergillaceae
Exons: 1
Coding region: 291-1487 (398 amino acids)
Cellular component (GO): mitochondrion
Molecular function (GO): crossed form four-way junction DNA binding; DNA endonuclease activity; flap-structured DNA binding
Source: RefSeq, a predicted model, not a curated record